Molecule: messenger RNA, 5096 nt
Organism: Hypomesus transpacificus
Lineage: Eukaryota; Metazoa; Chordata; Actinopteri; Osmeriformes; Osmeridae
Gene: naa30
Product: N-alpha-acetyltransferase 30, NatC catalytic subunit
Exons: 4
Coding region: 226-1419 (397 amino acids)
Biological process (GO): N-terminal peptidyl-methionine acetylation
Cellular component (GO): NatC complex
Molecular function (GO): protein-N-terminal amino-acid acetyltransferase activity
Source: RefSeq, a predicted model, not a curated record
ACUGUUGCAAUGGCGUUUGCUGCGACAGCAUUUUCCGGCAGAAGGGAAACUGAGGAGAAAGCAACGACAAACGUCGCUAGGAAAACUAUUAUCGCCAAUUCAACCUCCGGAUUUACAAAAUAAUCGACAAAGGGACUUGUGCUUUGUAUAUAUACCCUAUCGCCUUUUGGAUGAAAUUAUAUUUUACGGUUUCUAAACGUGAAUUCCCUCCCUUAAUGCAGUGGGAUGGCUGCAGUGCCGACUGGGCCUAGUAGCGCAUUGCCAGCAUCCCCGUCUGAAAUUACUCCCUUCCCCGGGGGUGGGAGCGUUGAGCCUGGGGAAGAGGAGGAAUCGGGCUGCGGUAGGGGGGGCUUGGUAACUUCUGGAAGCGGACAGCAGUUGCAGAGCAUCGAGGACAAACGGUCGAUCAAGAAAAACCAGAAAAACAUGCUGUCACACGCAAACCCGGCAGCGCUACACCUCAAAACGCAACCCCAUGAGCAGCAGUUGAACGGCUUGGUCAGUCCGUCGGAAGAUGGUGUUAGCCACAGCAACCAACACACAGACGAUCGACCUGACAAUCCGAGACCGUCCACAGAAAACUGUGACAGCAGUGGCGAGGGAACUACGAGCGAUAAAAACAAUAGCGAUCAUUGCCACCAUGAGGACCACGGUCUCUGUUCGAAAAACAGCAACCACCCUCACUUGAACAACAAUAGCAUGAACGGUAUGCUGACUUUUACACGAACUGAGACUGUCCAAAGCCAUCCAGGAACUGGCGCUUUUCCCGGUAACGAUAGGAAAGCGGAAUGCGACCCAACGGAACCCCCGAGACCACCGGUCGAGCCCCCAGAUCGUGAAGGCCUCGAUGCACCACGGUCUGGAGUUGGAGGCGAACCCAACUCAACACAGGAGCCCCCGGUGUCAGAACUGGGUAGGCUCGAUCUCAAUUGCUCGCCAGGCCGAGUAGAGGAAGAAAGCAAUGGAAUUCAUUACGUCCGCUACGAAUCCGAAUUACAGAUGCCAGGAAUCAUGAGAUUGAUAACCAAGGACUUGUCUGAGCCUUACUCAAUUUACACGUACAGGUACUUCAUCCAUAACUGGCCGCAGCUCUGCUUUCUGGCCAUGGUGGAACAAGAGUGUGUUGGAGCCAUAGUGUGUAAACUGGACAUGCACAAGAAGAUGUUCCGUCGUGGCUACAUCGCCAUGUUGGCCGUGGACUCCAAACACCGGAGGAAAAGCAUAGGUACUAACCUGGUGAAGAAGGCCAUCUAUGCUAUGGUAGAAGGGGACUGUGAUGAGGUGGUGUUGGAGACUGAGAUCACUAACAAGUCAGCGCUGAAGCUGUAUGAGAACCUGGGCUUUGUCAGAGACAAGCGGCUGUUCAGAUACUACCUGAACGGUGUGGACGCGCUGCGGCUCAAACUGUGGCUGCGCUAGAGGGAGGGGGAGAGGGAAGAAAAGGGGAUGGGGGGGUGGUAAUGGUGGACCACAGGUGCUGCCCAGUUCUCACAGUAUCAACUCUUCAGCCUCACCCAAGCCCAGGCCUCCAACUGCACUCACAGACACAUCGCACACCACCCACACACACACAUGCACAAAACUCACAGACAUUUACAAUACAAAUAAACAUGCUACACAGGUUACAAAGGCAGAUACAUAUACACAUUUAAACACACACACUUCUUAGAAGGACUCUUGUCAAGGCUGAUGCAGACCUAAAUCACACCAAAUGUUUUUAUGAAGAGGCCCCUGACAGCUGUAGAACCCGGAGAGUGGAGGAGCGGAAUGUGAGGGGGUCAAAGGUGACCUAAACGGAGGUUUGACUGCCUCUUUUGACCUUCAGACUGCGACCCCACAUGGAUGAGGAAGUGAGGCGGGUCAGGUGAGAGCUAACGGGCCUGUUGGAGGACUCGGCUCAACACCAUGUCGUCUGACUGAGUGCAAACAGGAAGUGUGGGGGGAAACGGACUUGAAGGAAAUAUUUGUGGAGUUUAUUUUUGUGUUUCCUUUUUUAAUCUCAUGAUUCAAACAGGGAUUGGAAAAGCUAUAGUGCGAGUGUGUGUGUUUGUACGGCCUUGUGGUUUUUGAAAAAGUGAGUGUGUAGCCUGUUUCUUGUGUGUAUGGGAUGUGGUGGGGUUGCCCGGGUGUGGGUGGGUGUUUGUGAAGCUGUAUUGUGUGUGUGUAUGUGUGUGUGUGUGAGUGCAUGCUUGGGUGGGAAUCAUGAGUUGAUGCGCUUCUGUGUGAUGUUAAUCUCCCUGAGUCAGUGUCCCUGUUGCCCUUGUUGUGAAACAAACGAAGCAGUGGGUCGCAGGCUGUUACGUUGUCUCUUUCUGCCUCAGCCCCAGAGCUGGCGACUGGAAAGAUAUGCAUGCAUUUAUUUUAACAUGAGUGAAGGUAUGAGUGAGUGAUAGUGUGUUGAUUAACACUGAGAAAGAAAGCCCCGUUACACCGCCAACUGUCCCCGCCAGCUCAACUACCUCUGUUUGCAUGUCUGAUUGGUGCAUUAAGUAAUUUCACAGAUCACACCAUGAUUCUGAUUGGAGGGCUUGCGGGAUCCAUUACCAUAUUGACAUUCCCUCAGAUAUGCAACCAGGAAGUAGUUGAGGGGCUCUGGCGUUGUCCACUUACAGAGCCUGUGUUUUGUCCUUUUUGCUGAUCAAAGCUAAUGUUUCCCAAAAUGCACUGCCAACCCUUGAAACACUACAAAGUCCCUUCUAAAGAGAGUGUAGAUGGUUUCAGAGGUGCGUCUUGACUUAAAGAGGAGUGUAGAUGUGGUGAAAUGUUGCUCUAUUGCAGUUUGGUCAUCGAGGAUCUCUAGUAUGCAGAUGUUUUCUCAGCACCACUUGUCCUUCAGUCAUGACCUCAGUAAUAUGGCCUCACGUCUGAUUCUGGUCUGCCUGGCAACCAGUCUGUCUGGAGCUAUAGUAUUAAAUAUGCUGGAUUCUAUUCAAUUUAGCUACUCUGUGUGUUUUCAUCCCUGGUAAAGAAAAAAAAAAAAGUAUUGUUAGCAGUUUUUAUUUAGUUUUUCUUUUUUUACUGCUCUGAGUUUAUUUAGAACACUUUACAGUGCACUCGCACACUUCUAAACUCCCCAUAGUGGCUGAGUUUAGUGUGCAGGACCCUUCUCUGAUGCAGAACCCAUCUACAUAUAAUUCACCUCCGACCCCCAAGACCUAAGAAAGAAUGACAAGACAGCUGGCAUUUCCUAUUCACUAAUUAUGGCAGAGAAAAUAUGCAUUUGCAGCUUUCUCUUUUCUUUCUUCAGAGUAAAUGAUCAAAGGUCAGAUGCACUUUGUUUGGCUGCUGCAAUCUAUAUGAGCAUAAGGGUGUGAAUGUGUGCGCAAGUGCGUGUUUUUGACUGGUGUGGCAUUAGCCCUGCUCCCCCUUCACUUCUGUUUUCCUCCCACUAGGGGGCCCUGUCAGUGUAUAUGUUUGCCUUUGCCCUUGCCCACCCUAAGUCUCUCUUGAUGUGAGGUCAUAGUAGAGUUGGGUUUUAACAAGAGGUAUGGCAAUCCUUUCACCUUCCAGGAUAAGGAAUAGGGACCUCUGCAUAAUAACAAACACUAGUUAGAUGAAAACGCUUCAAUUCCUGUGGCACUCCAAGGAAGUCCUGCCACCACCUCUAGAGAACUGCAGGAAAUCAGUUUCCACUGGUCCCAGGAUAAGAAGUGAGCACAGGGAUUAAUAGACUAUCCACCCAGCCAGCCAGCAGCCUGCGUAUGUCUGUGUCUGGCGUGUGUGUGUGUGUAUGUGUGUGUUUAGGUAGACGGAUCAGAUGACCUAUUGAUUUUGUUAUUGCAUAUUUGUAUGGGUGUCCUCUGUUAAUUUGAUAUUUGAGGGAGCACCUUUUUGUGAAUUUGUGCUUUGGGGUUUUCUUUUGAUUGAUUGACUGGUUUCUGUUUCUUUUCUCUGCUAAUUUUUGGACCCAUCCAGUGGUAUGGCUAGGAUGAGAUUGAGGAAGUGGGGAUUGAUGAUCUCAUGACAAGACCUGGAAGUGCUUGAUACUUACAAUCAACCACUCCGGUAUCUUUCCGUGAGUUUCAUUGUGCUGACGCAGGAUUGAACCUUAAGGCUUUGCUCUCUUGCUAGGAUUUCCUAGGGUGAGAUUUCAGAGUCGAUAAGGGGAAACAAGUCAUUGAGAAGAUCCUUUUGAUGAAAAACUGUACCCUUUUCUGAAAAACAAUUACAUCUAGUCCAGUCCCAUUGAAAAAGGUAUGAUGGACUCUGAUCCUUUCCUGUAACCCAAUAUGGUCCUUUCAUGAUAAUCAUUGAUACUUGCAAGGACAGGGAAAGGUAUCCACCAUAUUGGUCGUACCCCUCCAGUUCUUUGCCAUGAGUGCUCGUCAGAAGAGAAGAUGGUGUCAGGACACCAGACUAUUGGGGCACGAUAUUAGUAUUGUUCUGGACAAGUCCUUGCUACCGACCCUCCCUGCUAGUUUUCACAGUGCGAGUUCCUGGCAGUGCCAGUAGGUAUAUGGGCAUUACAGCCUGCUGUGUAAGGCCCCAAAAAACAACUGAGCUUUGACCACGAACACCAGUUGAAGGGCUUUGUCAUCACUCUGUUUUAUAGCCUUGGCCGUGUUUGGAUCGACUUUAUUAGAAGGAUACUCUUGACCUUCAAAACAGUAGGUUAUUAGAUGACUUGACAAGCCACUCCACAGUUCAGAUGUCGUAGCUCUGUCAUACGCCAGUGAGAGACUUGAGUUCUAUUGGUCCUGGCAAGCCAGCGUCCAAUAGAUUGCCUCCUGUCCCAGAUCCAACCCCUCCCUUGGGCCUUUCCACCAUCGAGUGUUUUCAAUCUUUUUAUUGGAUGCUCCCCUUCAGGCUCCUGAGAACGGGGCCUGUUUCUUGAGAGCCAACACAGGACUGAAUAGAUCGGCUGCUUCUCGCUAACUCACUGUGGCCAGGACCAGGCAGCAGGGUCUAGGGCAGGCCCCAGGAGGGAGGGGGCAGCCCUGAACCCAUCUGUCAAGUGUACUAAGGGAAGAGAAGGGGGUUUUGCAUGUCAGAGGUCUGUUACCCUGUCCCUCUUCCCGUCUCCUCCUUUGAUUUCAAUCUGAUAAUGUCCGACAAUAUCUUUUAUUUAAUGUGGAAAAAAAGAACACAGAAAUAAA